ACCCCAACCUGUCCUCUCUGUGUCUCCAUCAUGGCUGAGUCCUGGAGCCUCAGUAACUCUGAGCUGUAAGGUUGAACAUCCAUCUGCAGGAUGGAGGUUUUACUGGUAUGAGGUUAUUCCAAGACUAUCACCACACUCCUUUGAGUACAACGUGCUCCCUGGUAGCAUCAAUGGAACUGCUGAAGAUUCCUACAUCCUUCAUGGACUGAUGCACACAUCACGAUACAUGUGUUAUGCCGGUAGAGGAGAGCCAGAGUAUUACACUGGUAAAAGUAACCCAGUAUUUGUCUGGUCUCGCGAUGUCAACUCUGCAGUGUCUCUCAAAGUAAGUCCUAUCAGAGAGCAGUAUUUCUUACAUGAGUCAGUCACACUGAGCUGUGAGGGAAACGCUGCAGAGUCAAGAGUGAUGGUGAUAAGGCUCACUGGAAGAGGCUAUCGGUCAAGCUGUUAUACCUGGGGAAAUAUGACCGGAUCUACAUGCACUAUCAAGCGAUUACAGUACAGGGAUGCAGUGUACUGGUGUGUGACUGAAUCAGGAAAGCUCAGCAACGGUGUCAACAUCACUAUACUAGUUAAACCCAAACCUUUCCUGUCCGUGUUUCCACCAUGGCUGAGUCCUGGAGCCUCAGUAACUCUGAGCUGUGAGGUUGAACAUCCAUCUGCAGGAUGGAGGUUUUACUGGUAUAAAGCUGUUCCUGAUCUGUCAGACAACUACUCAACCUACAGGUAUGAGCUGCUUCCUGGUAGCACCAACGGAACUGCAGAGGAUUUCUACAUCAUUCAUGGAGAAACACAAACGUCACAAUAUAGGUGCAGAGCUGGAAGAGGAGAACCAGUGUAUCACACUCAUUACAGUGAACCUAAGUUUGUCUGGUCUGGAGCACUUGAUGACUCACUUAUCAUCCCACUGUUCACUGGGGUCUUUACUGGAAUCUUGCUGGUAGUUCUCCUGCUCCCGCUGUUGUACUUCAUAAAGUCCAAAGAUCUAUGCGGAAACAGGCGCACCCGGUCUCAGGACACCAACCAGGACCAGCAGCUCAACAAGGAGGACACUCAGGAGGGUGUGUACUGCUCUCUUGGUGAAGGUGAUGAUUGUCUGUAUGAAUCGGCCUGUGGUGCUGAAGACAGAAGAAAUGCUUAUGAUCCCGAGAGCAGCUGCAACUACGAUGAUGUUGUGGAUCCACUGUCCAUUACGGAUCCAUAAAGAAAAGUGCAUCAUCAACAAAAGAAGAGAUAUAUAUGUAAAGCUCUACUAACCUGCUUACAGCUUGAAAAUGAUACAACAUAAUGUUGUUGUUUUUUUUGUUUUGUCUUUUGUUUUUUCAGUGUUGAAUGUGUUGUGCUGAAUAUACGGUUGUGUUUUAUGGUAAAUCUGUAAUCUGGUUUAACUCCACAAUUCACAAUCUUUGACUACAACCAUCUUCUAGUCAUGUAUAAUGAGCAGAUGUACAGCUGUGUGUUUUUUAUAUAAUGUGUGUACUGGAAUGUGUAGAGGAGUCUUGAAUGUAUUGUGUGUGGCAAGAAAAGUUAACCAUUUAUGCAGGAGACAGAAGAUUUUUCUGCACUUCAGUUUUCUCAGACAUUUACUAUUUGCAGAUGCAUCUGAUAGAGCAUAUUUUAACCUCUAAUGGUCUUGUGUAUGUAAGAUACACCCAUAAGAUACGAAGAUAAAUAUGUCUGUUAUGUUUUUGUAGCAAUGGCUUUCCCUUAGUAGAUAUAUUAUUAAUCAAAUAAUAGUAAUUUGUGGUUUUAUAUACUGAGCGUUUAUUACCAUCUUGUCUCUGUGGUUUGAUUUCAGGCGUUUUGUUGUGUGGUCCUUAUGAGUGCCUGGCAUGGCUUAUGUAACCUAAUAGAAACUCCAGUAAGAAUAAGUUGUGUGUGUGUCAAAUUAGCAUGAUAAUCUUUCCAUGUGCGUGUUUCUUUUUGCUACUGAAUA
Molecule: messenger RNA, 1936 nt
Organism: Mugil cephalus (flathead mullet)
Lineage: Eukaryota; Metazoa; Chordata; Actinopteri; Mugiliformes; Mugilidae
Product: obscurin-like
Exons: 9
Coding region: 209-1204 (331 amino acids)
Biological process (GO): cell surface receptor signaling pathway
Molecular function (GO): transmembrane signaling receptor activity
Source: RefSeq, a predicted model, not a curated record